AAAAUGUGUUUCUCUUACAUUCCAGAAGUCAACAUGCAGUCUGAAUCUAACAUUACAGUUCGAGAUGCCAUUGAUGACAUCAGCACCAAUAUGUACCAGCCACUGUCUUAUCCAUUAAGCUUUCAAGUUUCUCUCACUGGAUUUCUGAUGCUGGAAAUUGUGUUGGGACUUGGCAGCAACCUCACCGUAUUGGUACUUUACUGCAUGAAAUCCAACUUAAUAAACUCUGUCAGUAACAUUAUUACAAUGAACCUUCAUGUUCUCGAUGUAAUAAUUUGUGUGGGAUGUAUUCCUCUAACUAUAGUUAUUCUUCUGCUUUCAUUGGAGAGUAACCUUGCACUGAUCUGCUGCUUCCAUGAGGCUUGUGUGUCCUUCGCAAGCGUCUCCACUGCCAUCAAUGUCUUCGCUAUCACUUUGGACCGAUACGAUAUCUCUGUGAAACCAGCUAAUCGGAUUUUGACAAUGGGAAGGGCUGUGAUGCUUAUGACAUCAAUAUGGAUCGUCUCUUUUUUUUCGUUCCUGAUUCCGUUCAUCGAAGUCAGUUUCUUCAGUCUUCAAAGUACAAAUACUUGGGAAAACAAGACACUUCUGUGUGUUAGUGCAAAUGAAUACCACACAGAACUAGGGAUGUACUACCACCUUUUAGUACAAAUUCCUAUCUUUUUCUUCACUGUUAUAGUAAUGCUAAUUACAUAUAGCAAAAUACUCCAGGCACUGAAUAUCCGAAUAGGCACAAGGUUUUCUACAGGGCAGAAGAAAAAAGCAAGAAAGAAAAAGACCAUUUCUUUAUCCACACAACAUGAGACCACAGAUGCAACACAAAGCAGUGGAGGGAGAAAUGUGGUCUUUGGUGUAAGGACUUCAGUUUCAGUUAUAAUUGCCUUACGGCGGGCAGUAAAGCGACAUCGCGAACGGCGAGAAAGACAGAAGAGAGUCUUCAGGAUGUCACUGUUGAUCAUUUCAACUUUCCUUCUCUGCUGGACACCAAUUACAGUGUUAAACACUACAAUUUUAUGUUUGGGCCCAAGUGACCUUUUGGUAAAGUUGAGAUUGUGUUUUCUAGUCAUGGCAUAUGGAACUACCAUCUUUCACCCUCUUCUAUAUGCAUUCACUCGGCAGAAAUUCCAAAAAGUUCUGAAAAGUAAAAUGAAAAAGCGAGUGGUUUCAAUAGUGGAAGCUGACCCAAUCCCAAAUAAUGCUGUAAUACACAACUCAUGGAUAGAGCCUAAGAGGAACAGGACAAUUACUUUUGAAGACAAUGAAGUAAGACAGAAGUGUUUAGUACCUCAGGUUGUUACAGACUAG
Molecule: messenger RNA, 1305 nt
Organism: Gekko japonicus
Lineage: Eukaryota; Metazoa; Chordata; Lepidosauria; Squamata; Gekkonidae
Gene: GPR22
Product: G protein-coupled receptor 22
Exons: 1
Coding region: 4-1305 (433 amino acids)
Biological process (GO): G protein-coupled receptor signaling pathway
Cellular component (GO): membrane
Molecular function (GO): G protein-coupled receptor activity; peptide binding
Source: RefSeq, a predicted model, not a curated record